Molecule: messenger RNA, 3026 nt
Organism: Seriola dumerili (greater amberjack)
Lineage: Eukaryota; Metazoa; Chordata; Actinopteri; Carangiformes; Carangidae
Gene: arl6ip5a
Product: PRA1 family protein 3-like
Exons: 3
Coding region: 67-639 (190 amino acids)
Biological process (GO): negative regulation of transport
Cellular component (GO): membrane
Source: RefSeq, a predicted model, not a curated record
GCGGCGCUUCAGGUGAUUUUCCGGCUGGUUCCGUGCUGUCACUUCAGUAAACGGAGCAGGAGACAAAUGGCCAAAGUAGAGCUGACACCGCUCAGACCGUGGGACGACUUCUUCCCCAGCUCGGAAAGAUUUGCUAAACCAGAUGUGAAAGAUUUGGCGAAAUGGAACAACAGAGUUGUCAGCAACCUGCUUUAUUAUCAGACAAAUUAUCUGGCUUUAGCCGUCGUUGUUUUCCUCAUUGUCGGGUUCCUGAACCCUCUGGGGAUGUUCACAGCCAUGGCCGUGGUGUCAGGCGUCUUCCUGGGUUCAGUGUGGGCCGGAGAGAACAGAGCUGUGAUCAACAACUUUAAGAGGCAGAAUCCCACAGCGUUUGUGAUCGCCAUCAUGGUCGCCAGCUACAUUGUAAUUUCUAUGCUGGGGAGUGUCAUGGUGUUCAUGUCGGCAAUCACUUUACCUCUGGCUUUGAUAUUUGCACAUGCCUCGUUUCGCCUCCGCAACAUGAAGAAUAAACUGGAGAACAAGAUCGAAGGUGCUGGACUGAAGAGGUCACCGAUGGGCAUUUUGCUGGAGGCUCUGGGUCAGCAAGAAGAAAACUUUCAAAAGAUCCAGAGCUUUCUGGAGGGAAAACUGAAGGAGUGAUUGCACUUGGAUUGGACACACAUGUCCAUCUUUUGGCCAAAGAUCUUGACUUUUUUCUUAGACAUAACAGUUUUCUGUAUCUCCGAGUCUAAACCUCUUAACAUUUGUUUCAUAUACAGUGUGUUUACCCGUGUGUGUAUUGAAAAGGUUUGUUAUCUGAAGGGGUUUAUCUUUACCUCAGGGUUAUCUGUCACUCCACCAAGAACUUGUUGGGGCACUUUUCUCAAACACCAAUGAGGGCAUCUCAAGAGCUGCCUCACAUCUCUGCUAUGCAAUGUAUCAGUGUUCCACACAGCUGCAGACUCCUUCAGUCUUUGGUACGAAAUCUGUGUUUAAUCAGUCUCAGAAACGACCGUCAGUCCUGCCAGUUUACGCUCAGCUAAAAUUGUGAAAGCAAUGUGUUGCCUUUUAACAAAGAAUAAAAAGUGCACACUCAACACAUGCUGCUGCCAAGAUACUCCAAAGGCUGGAUUGUGUCCUCACAUAAAAUGUAACAGUCUACUGAAGUACACGUUUGAAUAGAAACCAACCAACCUUAUGUUCAUGCAAAUAAAUAGAGCCAGACAAAAGAGAAAACUUUGUCUCCAACUAUGAAAUAUCUUUGAUUCCAAACACUGAGUCAGAUCAGUGUCAAUAUUUAAAGUGAGGACUUCAAAGGAGUGCGAGGUCUUGACCCGUGCCCAUCAGUAUUCCUCCUGCACCUCUGGCUGUUUAAUCUUGACAAUGCCCCCUGGGUGAUGGAUUGGUUAACUUUGCUCUCCUCUUCACUUACGCCAAUGCUAAUCAAUGGGCUGCAGUAGAUUAUAGUGCGGAGAGCUGAGCGCUGCACAGCGCUGAAGUGGAUUCAUCUGCAGUCAUUCACCUCCAAAUCCGAGUUAGAUGCUGUGUCAGCUACUUUGGAUGUUUUUUGUUUUUUUUGUUUUUUUUUAUUUGAUUCCAUUUGAAAUUGACUGCAGAUAGCAAGAAUCAAUCUGGAAUGUAAUGCUCUGUUAUGUGGUUUUAAGUGGCAGUGUGUAAGUAGGGAGGGGGGAGGGCAUGAAGAUAAGAAUGAUGGCCAUUAAAAAGGGCAAUCACUUCAAGUAUUCAUGUUAACCCUUUGAUUUCAGCAUUACUAAAAUCCAUUCUUUAGCAUUUGGCGAAGCAUAUUUCCUCUGUAAGGAAUGUGUGUUAUUUUUGAAACGGGCCCUACUGCUGACCUCUGCACACUCAGGUGUAACACUAUUCCAGUGGCUCUCCAGUUUAACUUUGACUCGAGCUGCAGUAGUGAUUUAUGUCCUCUCCCGCUGUGCCUCAUCUUCAUCUAUAUUGUGAAACUUGGGGAAGUGAACACAAGCACCGAUAGCAAUAAACUCAAGUACAGUCAUGUCUGCAAGGCGAGGGCACAGGCGAGGUCCUUGUUCUUGCUGCUGCAGCUGCUGUAAGGAACCUCACCAACACGUGUGCUGCUGCUGCUCACCCAACAGGUGUGUGUCUUUGGUGUUUUCUCCUCAACAGACAUGUAAUCCAGGAGAGGAAGCGCUGCUACACAAGUACAAAACAACACUUAUCCUUUCUUGGUGUUUUUGAGUGAAUCAGGAGCACUUGACUAACUUGUCAUUUUGAAACAACCAUAAUUGUGUCCAAAGGUAGUCUUCAGUGAGGCAACAGAAGUCAGUGGAUGUGACAUGAAAACAAACCUGUGUACUGUUUUGGCUGCAGAUGCUGAGUAACAACACUGUCCUCCUUGUGCAAGCUUUUGAUUUGCAACAUCUGCCUGUCGUUUAGUUUUCACAAUACAAAGUCAUGUGACAGGGAAUAAUGUAGCAUCAUACAGCACUUAAUUUUGUUGGGACAGACACACUUUGAUAGCACGCUGCCUUCAGGUUGACCCUCCCAUCACCACCCCUUCCCCUCAGCUCGCCUGAGAGGCUUUGGCUUUUGGCCGGCUAAGCUGGUUAGCCAGCCUCAUAACUCAAACAGACUGUCAUUCAGCAGAUCCGGCUGCUAGGACCUACACUACAGCUGAUCAUGUGACACGUUAGUGAUGACCCGCCGUGACCUUUGCAGUCUGCCGUAUUCUCAUGUGAGCUUCCCAUACACCCACACUGCUUUUUUCUGCCUCCUUGAUGGAAGGUCAUCCAUACUAGCUGAUGAAGGAGGCCUCAGUGUACGUGCGCGGUCAGCUAAUCCAACUAUUCACCCUUCAUAACUCAUCAGAGCCAUUACUCUCUGGAUCAAGGUACAAUGUGCUGAUCUUGGGGAUGAUUUACACUCACUUUAAUCUGAGUUUGACUUAACUAUAUGGCCAAGUUUAGUUGAUCAUUUGUCACACCUAUUGUAUGAGCUCAAAGAUUGGGUAUCUUUUUAAAAAUUUUCCACAAAAUAAAGUAUCUAUCUAUCUACAAGCA